This is a messenger RNA of Saccostrea cuccullata (small rock oyster), 4325 nucleotides long. Its product is annotated as G-protein coupled receptor GRL101-like. Gene Ontology annotation, molecular function: protein binding; G protein-coupled peptide receptor activity. Gene Ontology annotation, biological process: activation of adenylate cyclase activity; adenylate cyclase-activating G protein-coupled receptor signaling pathway; hormone-mediated signaling pathway. Bases 25 to 2868 code for a protein of 947 amino acids. Gene Ontology annotation, cellular component: plasma membrane. The transcript is spliced from 8 exons. The record is from RefSeq and is a predicted model, not a curated record. NCBI's taxonomy places the organism in Eukaryota, Metazoa, Mollusca, Bivalvia, Ostreida, Ostreidae.
GCAAACAACUGGAUAUUAACACAAAUGUGUAGAAUGAUCUUUAUAUGCCGUGUUUGUGCGGUAUGUUUAACUGGACUGAUUCUGGCUGCGUCACAGGUGUCGUCUGCUGAACCAGUUGAUUGUGACUUCAGUAAGGAUACGUGCAGUUGGAAAAGUGUCAAGGUGUAUAAGAAAGGAAACGAAAAAAUCCCCAUCUGUGGCUUAAACGGGAACAUAAGUCAUUGUUUGUCCCCAGAGAAAUAUGUCGGUCAGAUUACUUGGACAAGAAUGAAGAUUGGUGAUCUAGCUGUCGACGAAAUAAAAUCAGGAUUUCGAAACUUGGAAAGUUUCGUAUUUGGUUUUGUUGACACAAAUGUUAUCAUUCCUGGAUUGGAUAAGAUUCGUACGUCAUUUAUAUUGAGUGAAAAUCUCCAGUUUAGCAAUCUACCCAGAAGUCUUCACUACCAGUACUUCCUGUAUGGAAGCACAACCUUGACAGUUUCGUAUCUAACAGAUAUCUCAUUAUACGAAAGCAAACUUAUUGCUGCUCAUGGAGUGUCCUCUUCAGGACAAACGAAUAUUACAAAAGGAUGUGUAGAUUUGCCUUUUGAAGCCGACGUCAAGAUAGUCUUUCAAGGAGUUUUUCAAGGGAGAAGAAUAGAGGCUGUAUUAUUGUCAGAAGUUGCCGUCAAGUAUGGACUUUGCAAUAAUGCUGACGUAGACGAAAUAUCGAAGACACUAAAGGGCAUGUGCAAAUUUGCUGUAGAAGAUUGUAUUUCGUCGGGGUUAAUUUUGCCUAACACUCAAAAUUCUACUCUAAACACCUCACUAUGCCCAUUUUGUGAAGGGAAAAACUUUAGUGUGUCAAAUGAGGGCCUUCCUAGUUCCUGCUUUUGUAAAGGGGACGAAGAAGUUUGUCAUGCCUGUAGAUGUUCCAAUACAGUCACCAGUACUUUUAUUAAAAAUCUGAAAUGCAAUGAAUUCUACCUUGAAAGCGCAACAAAAAGCAAUGAAAACUAUGCAUGGUUACACAAUCUGAAUAUAGAAUUAUUCUCCCUAUCAGUCUCAAAAAAUAAUACGAUUUUCAAUUUUGAUAAAUCUCGGAAAACUUCUUUAUUUAUUUCGGUUAGAGGACCACAUCAUUUUAUCCAUAUUUCAGAAGGGACUCUUAGUCUUAUUAUGGAUUCCACAAUGAAUUGGUAUAUUAUCAAUAACUUCAGUAACUCUUCUGUCUAUUUCAGCACAACUUUUGACUAUUUUUACUUCGCUCAAAACAAUUUAAGUAAAGCAACGCACAUUAAUGUUGGUAAUUUUAAAACGGUAGUUUCAACGAACUUCAGCAAUUGUAAUAUUCCGAAUCACACUCGUUUAUCCAUAGAUUCUAGAAUGGUUGAUUUGAGCGGAAACAAACUUACAUCCUUUGUGAUAAGUCAAAAUACUGAAUUUCUAUACAUAAAAAAUAACAUGCUUAGCGAUAUUGUAAAGAAUUAUGCUAACCUUGAUCAGCUUCAAUAUUAUCCACUGUCAAUUUUAGAUAUAUCAUUUAAUAAAAUAUCCAAAAUACGACGCGAAGAUUUUAGCUAUUAUGUGUUACUGGUAAGCUUAAACCUUUCUGGAAAUCUUAUCGAGCACAUCGAUGUGGAUAUUUUUUCAGAUCUCACAAUGUUAGUUUCGAUAGAUUUAUCAGAAAACAAAAUUUCACGAAUUCAACGAGAGCAUUUUAGAUCAUUGAGCCAACUGCGUUAUCUAUACAUUCAAAAGAACGAUAUUUUUAGUGUCUCUAGUGACAUCUUCCAUGGAUUAGUGAAUAUGAGAUACUUACAGGUGGAAUCCUUCUCAAUUUGCUGUGCUAAGCCCCAAUCGAUGUAUAACAUUGAGUGUGUUGCACCAGUGAACGAACUUUCCUCCUGUGACUAUUUGAUUGCAGUACCCAUACUUAACGUUGCAAUCUGGUACAUGGCACUAUUUGCGCUUUUUGGAAACUUAACGGUACUAUUUUACAAUGCGUUUCACUUGAAAAGUAAGACUCAAACUAGUUAUCUGAUCCUUACCAUUAAUUUAAGUUGUGCAGAUUUACUCAUGGGUGUGUAUUUGUUCAUCAUAGCCAUAGUCAACUUAGAUUAUACUGGAAGGUAUGGACUGAUGGAUUAUACGUGGAGGCAUAGCUAUCUUUGCAUAUUAGCAGGAAUCAUCGCUACUGUUUCAAGUGAAGCCUCCGUCUUUACUGUUUUUCUUAUCACUGUUGACCGAUUUCUGGCUAUCAAAUAUACUAUUUCAGAAAAACGUAUCACUAAGAAAGGGGCAAUUUUCAUUUGUUUUUGUAUUUGGACCCUGUCCCUAUUAAUAGCUACCCUUCCGUUACUUCCAUUCCCCACGUCUUUCUUUAACGAGUUCUAUUCACAAUCAGGGGUAUGCAUUUCAUUGCCAUUGUCUGUUAUUCGAAAAGUUGGCUGGCAAUACUCCAUGAUUAUUUUUGUUGGGCUCAAUACGGUUUUGUUCAUUGGAAUUUUGUCUGGACAAAUUGCCAUAUUUGUUGAGGCUUUGAAAAUAGGGAAAGAUGUUCGGACAUCAAAAAUCAGAGACAGGGAAAUUUCUUUGGCAAAAACGCUUAUAGCCAUUGUUAUCACGGACAUGUUUUGUUGGAUCCCAGUAGGAAUUAUUGGCACAGUCACUUUCUUUGGAACUGAAGUUUCCAUUGAGGUAUAUGCGUGGAUAAUUGUUCUUGUAUUACCCAUAAACUCAGCUCUCAAUCCCAUUCUAUAUACAUUGACAUCUGUAGUCAGACAAAAGGGACAACUUCAUAUGAAACGAUUAACACAGGAAAAUAUGCUUUUGAGAAAACAAUUGGACACAUUAAAGAGUUCAUCUUCGAUCACCAAGCAGUACUAGAAUGGAAAUAAAAUCUCUCAAAGCCUAUUUCACAAUAUACUGGUUUUGUCAUCUGUAACUCUUUUAUGUCAGUGCAAAUUAUUUUAAUAACCUACCCAUCAUAAAUGUAUUUUUUUUGUUCUGCUAAUUAAUAUGUACGAUUUUGUUUGUAAAAUAUAUAUAAUAUAUAUAAUUAUAAUAUCAUAAAGAAGAAUAUAUCGUUUUAGCUUUAUUGCGCCCUAAAAAUGUUAUGACAUCAAAAAGUUUUGAAACUGGCUUAAAUAGUAGUUAAGUAUAUGACUGUUAUAAAUCAGGAAAGAAUAUGGCAUGGAUGUUUACCAUUUUGCAAAUAUGACGUCAUUAAUGUGAUGCAUUUCUCUAUUUUCAACAGAAAAAGCCCCAAAAUGGCCAAUUUCAAAGGUGAUUUUCCUGUAGAAAAUAGUGUCAACAGCCUCCGCCCAAAUUAAUUUUUUUAAUAUUUUGUGCAAAGGUCAACAACAAGUCAUAUAUCUCAAGAUCUUUGUGGACGACGCCGGUGGACAAUAUUACCUGAAAGAAAAUUCUAUUGAAAAUUGGUGUCUUCUGCAAUUUUUUGACAAAGUACGGGAAAAUGUAAUUGUUUUUGACGUCACAAUUAGUAUUUAAAAACACACGUGAAAAAAUGUUUUGUAUGAUUUUUCUGCAUGGAAAACCAAUGAUUCAGAAAGCAUGAGUUUUCAACUUUUAUACUAGUUUCAUUUUUUAGAAAUUCACAGGGCAGAAUUUGCAUGGAAACCAUACCUUGUUAUUUAUACCUUUUGUAUUUUUAAUAUGUUAUCCUAUAAAGUAUGAUCACUGAUAUUCGCUAACAUUAAUAUUCUAAACUUUUUUAUAAACAUGAUUUUAUUUAUCCCGUACUUUAAUUUAAAUUUCAUUUUGUUUCAGCAUGCCGGUCUUAUAGUUGAUGUUGCAAUCACUAACAAAAAUCUACCAUAUUUAUGUGUAAAUCUAGUUUGCUAUAGAUAACUAUAGUAAAGACUUUGGUACUCUGACUUAUCAUGAAACUUUUAUCUUUUUUAAGAUUUUAAGAUUAAAACCGCUUUAGUUUGAUAAAAGGGAUACCGUGAUGAAAAAUUUGGAAAUGAUAUGUGAAUAUACAUGUAGUGGUUCCAUUUGAUUUCAAAUGUGCAUGUAUGAUUCGGAGACUAUAAAAUACAUCAAUCUAAUACAUAAACUAAUAGUUAAGUACUUUAAUACUUUAAUUUAUAAUAGCAAAAAAUUAUUUUGAUCUUUGGUACGAGAGUAAAUUUAUACUCCAUGUUUAUUGGUAUAUUAUUUACUAACGCACUAUAUCAAUAGUCCUGACAGAGAAACAUGAUUUUACAUAGAGUAUUUACACCUCCAGAAUUUCAAUUCUAAACCAUCCGAUCAUCAGAAAAGGAAUAAGCUCUGCGCAUGCUGGUUGCAAUAAAAAACUUUCACUUUUAGGUGAUUUUUAU